AUGGGAGCUGGUAUCAACGGCAAAAUUGGAGAUCCCAACUUGCCCGUUUUGCAGCUAAUUCAAGUUGACAGUGUGGACAAGUGCAAGCAACUAUGUCUAAAUGACAAGCUGUGCAAGGAAGCUUCCUAUGCACCGACAUCGGGUGGACAGAGGUUCUGCUUUCUGUAUGGCAGCAGUGUGGCGUUGUGCUAUAUUUUAGGCUUCAAUGGCACAAACUGCGAGAUUGACAAUGUGAACAACUGUGCCACUGCGGGAUGUCAGAACAACGCUUCAUGUAUGGAUAUGGUGGGCUCCUUCAAGUGCUUCUUUCCCUCACCAAGCAUCACAGGCACACUAUGUAACAUCACUUCUGCCCCAUGUGAUAGUUCCCCAUGCAGGCGUGGUACCUGCACAUCACACGGCAUUGCCAGAUAUCAGUGCACGUGUCCAGAUGGAUACACAGGGCUACAGUGUGAAACUAACAUCAACGAUUGUCUCACUGCUGAAUGCUUACAUGGAGGGACAUGCAGUGACCUGGUGAACGGUUAUGUAUGCAACUGUACGACUGGGUUUACUGGAAGGAACUGUGAAAUCGUUGGGAAUUUCUGUCAGCCCGGAGACUGCGAUGUUAACAAUGUGUGUUAUAGUAGUCUUGAUAAGAAGGACGGACUGUGUGCUUGUGGCCCAGAAUUCUUUGAUCCAGUUUAUAUCUGCACUUUCACAUCGAUUCCCAACACUCAAAUUGUUGGCGUCGGUCAAUACAAGGCACCAGUAAAAGUCACAUCUUUACCACAAUGUGAAAGCCUCUGCAAGAAUGAUGCAACCUGUCUCUACGCUGAAUUAAAUGGAGAUAUGUUUUGUUCAUUCUAUAACAUCGACGGUUCUCUUCAGAAUACGACAAACUACACAGUUCUGAAAAAAGAUUGCCCAACUUCAGGAGACGCAUACAAGUGCCACAGAAAAUCAACUCCAUGUGAUAACAGCCCCUGUAAGAACGGAGCCGCCUGUUCUGAUGAUGGUUUUAAUGCCACAUGCGCCUGUGCAGCUGGUUUCACUGGGUCCCUGUGUCAACACAACAUUAAUGACUGUAGGAAUAAUGACUGUAGGAAUAAUGCUACUUGUGUGGAUGGUCUAACGAGAUUCACCUGUUUGUGUCCUCCUGGAUUUGCUGGGUCCAGAUGUGAAACUGAUUUGAAUGAGUGUCCACAGAGUCAAUGCAACACAAGUCGAGGUACAUGUGUGGAUCAAGUAAAUGGCUAUGUUUGCAUUUGUAAAAAUGGAUACACAGGAAGAAAGUGUGAGGUUGACAUUGACGAGUGCCUUUCCAAUCCCUGCAAACACAAGGGCACGUGUCAAAAUAAAGUGGACGACUAUACAUGUACAUGUCCUGCAGGGUGGACAGGGAAAGACUGCAGUACUGAAAUAAACUACUGUGCCAAUCGGACUUGUCAGAAUGCACAAUGCUACAAUCUACAAAAUACAUCUUUCUGCAGAUGUGAAGGUGGUGCUUCAGGGGAGAAUUGUGAGAAUGCCACCAAGGUCUGUGAUGUCUUGUCCAACAUAAAGGUGUGCACAAACACUGGCAACUGUACAGACAAGCCUGGCACAGCCGAGUGCAAAUGUCCUAUAGAUUAUUCCGGAGUGUCUUGUGAGUUUGUCAAGGACUGGUGUUCACUGACUGGGGAUGCCAACCCGUGUAAAAAUGGUGGCCAGUGUUCACCUAAGGGCCCUCUAGGAUACAUGUGCACCUGCAAGACUGGCUAUUCUGGGCCCAAUUGCACCACUGAGGCUAACCCAUGCUUGUCCAAUCCUUGUGGAGGAAAUGCUACAUGUUAUCACAAUGUCACAGACUACAUUUGUCAGUGUCCUGAAGGAAAGACUCUAUCAAACAAGCAGUGUCUAGGGGAAUCAUCUCAGCAUGUGCUGCUUGUGAAUACGUUGUAUUGCACCUCUCCACCUGUGCUGCAGUCACCAUUCAGAUGGACCCCUGGCAGCCUCUCAGUUAUGCUGUGGGUCAGAUCUCACAAUGCAGGAAGUUCUCUCUUUUCCAUUUGGUUGUCUUCUAAACUGCAUCCAAACUACGCUAGUGGCAUGGAUGAAUACGGGAUCAUUGUGAACACCAGUGGAAUAUAUGCAUCAAAUAAUACCAACUGGAUGGGUAUAAGAUUCUCUACGAUCUUUGGUGGAAAUUUGCAUGAUGGCAAAUGGCGUCAUUUAGGUGUGUCAAUUUCAGCUGCAGGCAAGAUGUCUGCAACAAUUGACGCUAUCACAUAUCCCCAGGAAGUUGCUGUUGACCCACUGCCGACUUCAGCUCAAAAUGGUCAGGUGCGCCUUGGUGAAGAGUACGUGGCAGAGUAUGAAAGAUUAACUGUCUGGAACGCAAUCCUGAGCAAUGUGGACUUUACAUUAGCCUUUGGUCAGCUGAAUGAACCAUCAACGGGUCUGAUACAGGGAUGGUACAACUAUGACCUGAAAUUCUCAGCAGACAGAAUGACCACUAGGCUGCCAGAGAAUAUACUGGCCUACCCCAACUUGAAUUUCCCUAUGCUUAACUGUGGGCCACACAAUUUAAGCCAUGUAUCAUCAGACCGGAUUGUGAGCAGUGAGAUACUCUCGUCUCUUGCGGAUGACCUUAAGGCUUCCAAUAAUCAGUCUUUGACCUUCAAGAAUUCGCUACUGGCCUCCAUGACAUGGGGCUAUUAUGAAGCAAUUUUAGUUGGCAUUGACCCCACAACUAAUAAUUACGGUGAAUGUCGGACACAGGCUUUCAUCAAAUAUAAUGCCAGGUGUCCCAACCCAGUAAAUGACAACAAUGUUACUAUAGGAACCUGCCCUCAAAAUACGGAUGCAGUGUGCAAUGUAAGCUGUUCAAUGUCUAACACUGAAGCUCUGUUUGCCCCCCUGCCACGCUACAUGGCCUGUAGUUCUGUAGGAGUCUGGUGGAACAAGAAGCCCUAUGAAAACCUGAUUUUACCUGGUUGCACAACUAAAGGCACACCAUCGUACAAAGUGACCAGUGAAAUGAAAUUUGCGGCUGUAAUCAAUUGUAACAUUGUAUCUAACUUAGAUACAGAAGUGGGACAAAAACUUCAAGUUACUUUUUCUGGACUCAAUAGUAAUAAAUGGACAAAUAUUUGUAAAAAAACUGCAAACACACUGCCCAAUACAUGUGAUAAUCUUGAGAUUAUUAACAAAACCUGUGAGACAGGCACACCAGUAUACAAUGUGAAAUUUGCACUGACCUUUGACAGCAAGACGCUAACACCUUUUGGAGGCGGUGCCCCUGUGUCAGUGCUGGAUGUCCUGAGAAUCAACAUUCUACUGGAAAAGGACCUGGAUGCAAGCUUCGGGACGAUAGCCUCCUCUAUUCUGCAGACAGGCACCGUAGUGAUCUCUAUGACAGAAGUGUGUGGCACUGGGUAUGCCCUUAUGAAGGAUGAUACAGGCAGUAUUUGUGUCCCGUGUGGUGCAGGCUGGUUUCUGGAUUCUCAGUCGAAGCAGUGUGUACCAUGUGAAUAUGGCUUCUACCAACCAAGUACAGCUCAGACAAUGUGCACCCAGUGUCCUAGUGGCAACACCACGUACUCCAAAGGAUCAAAAGCUGCAUCUGACUGCGUUGUAUCCUGUCCGAUUGGUAAGUCAUACAAUGCCACCGCUGGUGAAUGCAUGGACUGUCCACGACACUAUUACCAGAAUGAGACCGGCAAGAACUUCUGUAAACCCUGUCCUAUCGGCUUUAAGACAGUGGGGAAUGGGUCAAACAGCAACACACAAUGUAAAGAGGACUGCCCUGCUGGCUACACUCGUAACCCUGCAGAUAUCACUAAAUGUAUGCGGUGUCCGCGUGGAACAUACAGGAAUACCCAGGAUGACUGUCAGGCCUGCCCUGCUGGCAAAUAUACCAUGGAAAGCACCGUUGCCAUAAUUGCAAGCAACUGCGACAUGGAUAACUGUUCCUUGGGUGAAUACUGGAAUACAUCCACCUCUAAAUGUACUCCAUGUCCUAUUGGAGAAUAUCAGAAUACACUCUACCAGGUUCAGUGUAAGAUGUGCAACACAAGCUAUUCCACAAACGCCACUGGCUCCAGUGAUGUCUCAGCCUAUGGGAACAUCCCUAAAUAA
Molecule: messenger RNA, 4101 nt
Organism: Dreissena polymorpha
Lineage: Eukaryota; Metazoa; Mollusca; Bivalvia; Myida; Dreissenidae
Product: sushi, von Willebrand factor type A, EGF and pentraxin domain-containing protein 1-like
Exons: 25
Coding region: 1-4101 (1366 amino acids)
Biological process (GO): establishment or maintenance of epithelial cell apical/basal polarity; heterophilic cell-cell adhesion
Cellular component (GO): plasma membrane; protein-containing complex
Molecular function (GO): calcium ion binding
Source: RefSeq, a predicted model, not a curated record